Lates calcarifer (barramundi perch) is the source of this 7597-nucleotide messenger RNA. RefSeq names its product muskelin 1, intracellular mediator containing kelch motifs (gene mkln1). Gene Ontology annotation, cellular component: cytoplasm. NCBI's taxonomy places the organism in Eukaryota, Metazoa, Chordata, Actinopteri, Centropomidae. Gene Ontology annotation, molecular function: protein binding. The record is from RefSeq and is a predicted model, not a curated record.
GUUGUUGUUUGGGUGAACUACUUCUUAAACUACACUUUUGAGUUUAAGGAUAGUAAGAAAAUGUACUAAAUGAGAAGACUGAUGUUUCAUUAUGAUGGAAGAACUGUCUUGGAACAUCUUGGUGGACAAACCUAAUGAUCAGUCUUCCAGGUGGUCUUCUGAGAGCAACUACCCUCCACAGUUCUUAAUCUUGAAAAUGGAGAGGCCGGCAAUUGUUCAGAGCAUCACCUUUGGGAAAUAUGAGAAGACUCAUGUCUGCAACCUGAAGAAGUUUAAAGUGUUUGGUGGGAUGAGUGAAGAGAACAUGACAGAGCUCUUGUCCAGUGGCCUUAAGAAUGACUACAACAAGGAAACGUUCACCUUAAAGCACAAGAUUGACGAGCAGAUGUUUCCCUGCAGAUUUGUCAAAAUAGUGCCUCUGAUGUCUUGGGGUCCUAGUUUUAACUUCAGCAUCUGGUACAUUGAGCUGCAUGGUAUUGAAGAUCCUGAUGUGGUGCAGCCGUGCCUUAACUGGUAUAGCAAGUAUAGAGAACAGGAAGCCAUCCGCCUUUGUCUCAAGCACUUCCGGCAGCAUAACUACACAGAGGCCUUUGAGUCGCUGCAGAAGAAGACUCGGAUAGCACUAGAGCACCCCAUGCUCACCCACCUGCACGACCGGCUGGUGCUGCAAGGAGACUUCGAUGCUUGUGAGGAGCUCAUAGACAAAGCUGUAAGAGAUGGUUUGUUUAACCAGUAUAUCAGCCAGCAGGAGUACAAGCCCAGGUGGAGUCAGAUCAUCCCGAAAUGCAACAAAGGUACCACUGCCCAAGAAAUCAACCGAGAUGACAUGAACGGCGACGGCGACGACAACAGGCCAGGGAUGAGAGGAGGACAUCAAAUGGUCAUUGACGUCCAGACUGAGACUGUGUAUCUGUUUGGGGGCUGGGACGGUACACAGGACCUGGCUGACUUUUGGGCUUACAGUGUUCAGGAGAACCAGUGGGCCUGCAUCUCCAGAGACACUGAGAAAGAGAGUGGUCCGAGUGCUCGUUCCUGCCACAAGAUGUGCAUCGACUCUCAGCGGCGCCAAAUCUACACACUGGGCCGGUACCUAGACUCCAGCGUGAGGAACAGCAAGUCUCUAAAGAGCGACUUCUACCGCUACGACAUCGACGCCAACACCUGGACGCUACUCAGUGAGGACACAUCAGCUGACGGAGGCCCGAAGUUGGUGUUUGACCACCAGAUGUGCAUGGACUCAGAGAAGCACAUGAUCUACACGUUUGGAGGUCGGAUCCUGACAUGUAACGGCAGCGUGGAGGACAGUCGGACGUCAGAGCCUCAGUUCAGUGGCCUGUAUGCCUACCACUGCCAGGCCGGAACGUGGAGCCUCCUGCGGGAAGAUUCCUGCAAUGCCGGGCCAGAGGACGUUCAGUCCCGCAUUGGACACUGCAUGCUCUUCCACACUAGAAACCGCUGUCUGUAUGUCUUUGGAGGUCAGAGGUCAAAGACGUAUCUCAAUGAUUUCUUUAGCUACGAUGUGGAUGGAGACCACGUGGAGAUCAUAUCUGAUGGCACCAAGAAGGACUCUGGCAUGGUGCCAAUGACGGGCUUUACCCAGAGAGCCACCAUCGAUCCCGAGCUCAAUGAGAUCCACGUGCUGUCAGGCCUCAGCAAAGACAAGGACAAACGGGAGGAGAACGUCCGCAACUCCUUCUGGAUCUAUGACAUCGCCCGCAACAACUGGUCAUGUGUGUAUAAGAACGAUCAGGCAGUAAAAGAAAACCCGAGUAAGGCUCUGCAGGAGGAGGAGCCGUGUCCACGCUUCGCACACCAGCUGGUGUAUGAUGAGAUGCACAAGGUGCAUUACCUGUUUGGUGGAAACCCAGGGAAGUCUUGUUCUCCCAAGAUGCGUCUGGACGACUUCUGGUCUCUCAAACUGUGUCGGCCCUCUAAGGAGUACCUGCUCCGUCACUGCAGAUACCUCAUCAGGAAAUACAGGUUUGAAGAGAAAGCCCAGUCAGAGCCACUGAGUGCAUUGAAGUACCUUCAGAAUGAUCUGUCACUCACUGUGGACCACACAGAUCCCGAUGAGACCAAAGAGUUUCAGCUCCUGCCCUCAGCUCUCUUCAAGUCCAGCUCUGACUUCAUCCCUUUGGGUUUCUCAGAUGUAGACCAGACGUACGCUCAGCGGACACAGCUCUUCGACACACUCGUCAACUUCUUCCCAGACAGUAUGACUCCGCCCAAGGGCAACCUGGUAGACCUCAUCACCCUCUAGCCCCUGCCGCCUCUAACGCGCGCACCCUUCCCUCCCCACCCCAUCACUUCACCCAUUGGACUGACUGAACACCACCCGUGCAUCUGAUGGGACGGAGGAGACAGAGACCAGUUAUUUUUCUAUUCCUGAAUCCGGUUGGUGAGAGUACACUUCACCUGGAGCAGCUCUGCCUCCAUCACACACUGACCUGCUGCUGUCACAGGCUGCGCCACCCGAUGGUGACAGCCAUAAACACACAUGCACCAACAUCACCAUAUUUGCAUAUGAGCUAAAUUCCACAUCAGCCUGAAGCGAGUGUGUGUGUGUGUGUGUGUGUGUGUGUGUGUGCGUGCAUGUUUUUCCCCUUAUAUCCCUUCCAUUUUUUUUCUUGCUGAUGAAGAAUCCUUGAAUCACACAAAGCCCCUCUUAACUCUGCCAAACAUCACUUGUGUUUUUCAUUUUGAUUUUAUUUCUCUUCCCAGAAAAGUUUAGGCCAAAAAAAGAGAAUUUGCACACAUUUGUUUACAGUCUUUUUUCAGUGUAAUCUCCUUCCUUUUGAAGUGUUUAGUUUUGUGCUUUGUACCCACGCAAAUCUCCACACAGCCAAUCACAGGCGUCCAUCGGCAUUUUGAGGCAAAACAGUUGAUGAAAUGACGUCCGUUCGGGCCAGUUAAAGCGAAAGCUCAAGUUCACUGGUAUUUCAUUUAUUUCAAGACAGCAUCGUGUGACCAUGAAACAGGAGGUCAUUUCACUCUCAGCCACAGACUCUCCUGUUUAUUUAGUAAAUUUUAAGCAUCUCUUAAGCCACGUCUAGUGUCAGCUUUCAUUUUGAUGAUUUGGUCAGCUUGGUUUUCGCUAAUAUAUGCCCCCAUUUAUGACAGAGAUGGUCGUUCAGGUGCAAGAAGAAGUCAACAUUUUUUAUUAGUAUUGUAGGAAUAAUAGAGGACUGAUUCUAUGAGAUAAAGUUUAAUAUAUAUCUAAAUUUACAUUUAUAUUGGUUUCGGUUGUUAUCCAUGUAAAAUUUCUGUCCUCGGUCAUUCAUGGGCUGAAUCUUAAUUCUAAGUGGUUAAAUGAUGUACAGAUAAUGUAAAUAUACAUAUAGGAUUUUUUUCAAAGAUUCUUGGAUUGAACAGAUUUCUGUGCUGGAUCAUGCUCUUCAUUGUCCCUUUUUAUCACAGAGUCAGGGUCCAAGUACACUACCUUUCUGGCUCUACAUGUAAUACUCAUUACUUAUUGGGAGGAAUUGAAAUUAACUGGUGUGAGUGUGUGAAUCAGCUGCUGGUACCAGUCAUCCAGUUUGACAGCUCGAGUGGGAAAAGGUGUUUUAGGUCUUCUUGGUGUGUUGACAGGAUCUUCCUUCAGUUUGAUAAAGAAGUGGGUGAAAUUUUUCCUUAUUCUCCAUUAAAUUCCAAAUGUCUGUCUGAAUAGUUUAGUGAACUAGGCAGCUGGAUGAGUAGAACCAGUCUUUGCCUUCGAGUCAUCCAUUACAAUCAUGGAACAUACAACUUGUUGCUUAUUAUCCCACCUAUACCGUGGCCACUUGCUAACAACAUGCCAUGUAUUGGAGUUCAAAAGACAAGAUGUUUUUGUUGUAAAACUAAUAUUUUAUCUCACUUUUCAGUUUUAAAUAAUCUGAAAUAUAGGGCACUGACUAACUAUUAUUUUUAUUUUUUUUCUCAAUGAAGUGACAAGUUGUUUGGACAACAAAAUGCCUGUCACAGUUUCCCAGAGCAAAUUAACAUCUUCAAAUGUUUUGUUUUGUCCAAUCAACAGUCCAGAGCCCAAAUAUAUUCUGUUUGCAGUGAUAUAAAAUAGAAAACAAAAGAAAAUGUGUAAACUAGCCAAAUUUGUAUUGUUUUUGCUGAAAAGUAAUUUAAAGGAUUUGCAUAUUAUCAAAAAAGUUGCCUAUUAAUUUUCUUUCGAUCAACAUAUUGAUUAAUUAACUGAGUGUUAAUUAUGUAGUCCCUGUACCCCAGAAUUAUGUUUGUGUAACUCACAGCUCUUUUCCCCCUUGUACCAUUCACUCCCUGAUUUGAACAUCCAGAUUCACACAAAUAUCAAACAUGUUCGAAUUUGUGUGAUUCUCCCUUAACAGCUGUUUAUCUAUAAUCAUUUUAUUGAUUACAUAAAUAACCCUUUAUCCAAGUUAUUUCGCUAAGUCUCACUGGUGAGAGUUAAUUACUGGCACAGUCAUUUAAAAUGAAGAAAACAAAACAAAAAGCAACAGCAACAAAAAAAGACACGAGUCACAGGUGUCCAGUUAUACUGUCCAGUGUCUAAAGGUUUACCCACACCUUCCAGAGCCAAUCUCAGUGGCCAUAGUUUAAGUUCAGAGCCAGUUACUUGAUUCAUUCAGUGCAAGUCUAGAGGACAUGUGCUGGUUGUAGCUGACACAGACGCUUUCCACACACCUGGCUGCCUGUUCAGUCUGUCUCACUGACAAACACUGAGCGCUCUCCAUGUUAGUGAAUCAUUGUUAAUUUGCUCUUCUGCCCUUGCCUUCCUUGGUAGGAACAGAAAUCCCUGAGAUGGGUGGGUUUUGUGGCUUCAUUCAAAGGCUUAUUUAUUAUUUUAGAUAAUGAAGCCAGGAUAUUCCCAUAGAGAAGGUGUGAAACUGAUUGUCUGGUAAAUGAAGAAUGAAAUUUCUCCAGUGAGAUGCCAAGCACUGGGCGUGACAUCACCAAAAAGCAUGUUGUUUAGGUAAGGACGUGAGUUAAGGCAAGCUUUCUGUGUAUCAGUGAUCAGGGUUAGCUUGAGUUUACCAGCUGGCAGGUGAGUUAAUGUCAGGUGCUGCCUCCAUUAGGAGGUCAAAGGUCAGGCUCCGUGACAGGAGAGAAGCCCUGACAGAUGCAUGGAAAGUAGUGCUGACCAGUUGCAAGCGUUAAGUUGAACUGGAGAAUUUAACCUGUUAACCUGCUGUCACCAAAUCAUGCUUGGAUUUUUGGUUCCUUAUUGGUGCUUACUGGUGCUCACCCACCUUUCAGUUUUUCUAGUUUGUCGUCUUCUGUCACUCUCAGUCAGACACUAAUUCAGUGUUUUCAUUGGUCAGGUGAAAGCAACAAAUGAUUGUCUCCCAGUCUCAGCAACUUACACUACACAACCAGUCAUCCCUGGCACAUCUGCCACGACUGUUACUAACCUGUGUGUGAUGUACAGGAUCAGUGCUGUUUCUGUGUGGGAGCCUGAGGAACACAGAUCACAGAUCAAAAAAAACAUGAAGUCACAUUAAGCACAGGGCAAGACACUACUUUGUCUUGAGGCUUUCAUCUGUAAUGAGGUGAAAGUCCUAAUGUAGGAUUUAGGAUCAAACAUGAACUAGUUGACUUCUAUGAAUUCCACUCAGGUGGCAUUUUAUAGGUAAUGAUGUACACCUAAUGCACUUAUUUUGAAAUGUAAAGAUCAUACUGGUGUUUUGCAGGUUUAAGCCCACAGCACCCACUAUCACCAGUUUGUGUGUCUUGUGUUUACAUUCUGUCCAAGUCACAGAUCGAAGAAUCUGUUUCUCUGAAAGAUAAAUCCCUGUUGGUCUUGUUUAACAACACUUUGCAGCUGUCUUGAACGCAGUUUUUUUUGAGAAGUUGUAACUUUAUUUGCCUGAACCCAGUAGGCAGAAAUGACGACACAUGCACAAGAAAAAAUUAACAUGACUACUAUGUAUGAAAAUAAUAGAUGGUAACAAUGUGUACAAAUAUAAAACACAAUAAUACAUAUUUUGGCCGUUGUCAUGUGGUAUAAAUGAAGCAUUCUUGUCUAGAAGAUAAUGUUUUGAAAUAUUUAUUUAUCCAGAUGGUCAGUUAAUUUUUCGGGAUUCUUGAAAUUCUUUGAAAAACCUGUGCUUUUCAAAGCUUGUUACUGAUUUAUUUUUCAGAAAAUUCAGUGUUCACCUCAGUGAUUUGAAUAUAAUGAUAAUACAUGAAAGGCACAAACUGGAGCGAGGCAAAUACUAAAACAAAUAUUAACACAUUAGCACUGGAAGGAAAGGCAUGACAGGCAUGAAACUGAAAACAGUAGAGACAUACUCUACACUGUGAUGGCUUACCUGCAGUAUGUCACGAGUAACAAUACAUUUGUUAUAUGGUGCUGAAGUGAACUGAAACCAGUUGAUCUGUGGAGGGUAGGGGAAGAACUACUGCAUGCUUUGGACAAUAGAUGGAGGAAAAGAUUAGUAUUCUUGCCACCACUCAUGUCUCUAUGCUGAGCGUGAAGCUCGAUCUGUUAACACGAUGGAGUCAGUCUCUGCUGGCAAUGACUAUAACCCCCCACCCCCACCCCAUCGCCUUCCAAUAGUGACUAACUGUAGCGUCUAGACUGGCCUGAAGAAGUAGCGCUGCUCAGAGUGCAUAUUCUAUACUCUUGUAUUAUAAACGCAAUGAUGGCUAAAGCUCUUGGCAAGCGAGCAUCAUCACCACCCACUCCCACCAAGAAACCAUGAUCAGUGACAGAGGAUAUGUACAAAUAGUUUGAUUCUUUACAUUGAAUGCACUCGAUGUGGAAUAUUUUCCCACAACUAAGAACUUUCCAUUAAGUGAACCGUGGUAGAGAAUGAUGUUUACUGUGACUGUGGGUGCUCUGCUGUACCCAUCAUCACUGUAAAUACUGUUGCUGGUGUGUUGACACUGGAGAUGAGCGGUUUCCCCUCAUUUCAAUUUGAGCUUCGGGGCUUGUUUGUUUGUGUUCAGACAGUUUAGCAUCAGAGGGGACCGACAGAAGCGACAUGCUACUCAGAGAAACAGCCUUUAAUCCCCUGAAUUCAUCAGUGGAGGAAAAUAAAACCUGUAAUAAUUUACUACAGUGGAGAUGUGGAGUGGCUUGAUAGUAUUCUGAUUGUUUGGAUGGCAUGUGUGUUACAUGUCUGUUUGUGUAUGUUUUUCCCAUGAUUUUUCUACCCUUAUACGAACUAAUAUGGAAACAAAUAACAACAGCAACAAAGGACGCUUGUAUCUUUAAAAAUGAAAAGGUAUGUGAGGGGUCAUUGAUGGUAUUUGGACAUUUAGGGCUCAUUUAUUUCAGUUUUGUGCCAGAAAAAAAAAAAAAAAACAGUGUUUAAAAAGACUAAUUGAAAGCACCUUUGUAGAAGACGCAAUGCCAAAUACUUUUCUUUUUGCUAUUUAAGGGUAAAACUCCUCAACACAACAAAGUUUGCUGUAUGGAUUUUUAUUUUGUAUUUAUUUCUCUUUUGAUUUUCCAUCUUGCCCUCCUCUCCACCCAUGGGUGGGACUCAGGAGUUCUAAGGCUGGUACUCUCAGAUCAGUGAGCACUACUCUGUGGAUACAGUGAAUGUGUAGAAAGCCUUGUAGUAUUGCAUUGUAUGUAAUGUAUAUAAUGAAUAAAGACUGUAUUUUGUUCAGGUUUUCUUAA